AUGAAUCUGAAAUGGUAUUUAAUGAGUAUAAUAAUUUUCAUUGGUAAGUACAUUCAUUGUCAAACAUGUACAUCUUUGAAUGCAUGGCCAAUCGUGAACACAAAUUGGUCAAGCUGUCCGAUCCUUUCUGAUGGAACAUUAACCACAAAUAAUGUCUAUGCUGAAUGCAUGUUUUUAACUGUUCCGAUCGAUUGGAAUUCCAACAACCUAACAACAUGUAGUUCAACCAUCGAAAUCUUCGUUAAACGCUAUUUUGUAUCUGGACAUCAAAAUACAUCUCAUCAUUUAUGGCGAAUUCCAGGUGGUGGUGGAAUUCCAAUUUCCACCUUAGAAUUCGAGGCCAUGAGCGUUGUCAGUGCACUAAGUGGUUCCGUUUCAAUUUACAUGACAGACAAACGUGGCGUUGGUCGUAGCAGUUUAUUAGAAUGUCCGAAAUCAAUCGUCGCAAAUCUUACAAAUUGUCUACCAUUCAUCGAGCAAAAUCAGUAUCGACUAAAGCACAACACAUAUACCAAUACUGCAUAUGAUUUAGAAUAUGUGCUGAAUGUGAUUAUGGGUAAAAAUCGUGAAAACAUCCAACGGAAUCAACGCGUCAUUUUAAUGCCAUCAAGUCAAGGAACUUAUCUUGUUCAACGAUAUCUUCUCGUUACUGAAAAUGCUGAACAAGUCGAUGCAGUUAUCUUCGAUUCAAUAUUACCGACCGACGCAACUAUAUUAACUCACGGCGAUAAACAUUUAAAUUACGUUUUCUUAGAUUUAUUCGGACGCUGUGCACAAAAUCAACAAGACUGCGCAAAAUAUUUCGAAGAUGAAAAUCCUCUCCGAGCUUUAUACUCUUACAAAAUGAACGAAGAUCUACUCGAUCAAUCAUCCUGUCUCUAUUUAUUAAACACCAGUACAACCGAACUUGCGAAUAAAAUGUCGUUUAUGUUAUAUCCACAAACGAUGCCACUAUUACCAGCAUUGAUCUUUCGAAUCAAUCGAUGCAAUGACAAUGAUCAACGCGUGUUGAAACAUUUUCUCAAUGCUACCCAACCACCGCAACAAGAUGGAGCUGAAGGCUUUUCGAUUUUAGUUGAGAUCAAUAACAAUCUGGCCGAAUUGUGGUCUUCAUUGGAUACGUCGAAGGGAAAUGAUUCUUCUUGUGAAUAUUUGAAAGGAAUAUCAAUGAAUACGUUUGCUUCUACACACGUUAUGCCAGAUACUUACUGUCCAAUUCAACAAACUGGACGACUAGGAUAUCCAACCGAUAAAUUCUAUCGAAAAUAUCCAACGAAAAAAACUCAAUUACCCGUUUUAUUGUUACACGGUGAUAUGGAUCAAGCAUUACCUGUUUCGAUUCCUCGACAUUUUGCUAAACAGUACUCACGCGUGAACUCGAAAUUCACUUAUAUUGAACUUCCACGAACUGGACAUACGCCUACAAGCGCCUCACCGACAUCAGACGAAGCAGUUAUUUGUGGCUGGAAUCUGGCUAUAACGUUUAUCCAAUCCGAAACGUUCGAAGCUGACCGUUCGUGUUUGAAAAAGAUCAACGAAAUUGAUUUUGGUGGAAAGACGAGCAGUACAAAACAAGUAGCAGUGCAAUAUUUUGGAACUGAUGAUAUUUGGGAUGUUGACAAAUCAAGUCGAGGAAAUACAAUGGAAAUAACGGUUUUGUCUUAUGUAUUUGGAAUCAUCUUCAUUGUCAUUAAACAUAAUGAAUGA
Adineta ricciae is the source of this 1707-nucleotide messenger RNA. Lineage: Eukaryota; Metazoa; Rotifera; Eurotatoria; Adinetida; Adinetidae. The record is from the annotation of a GenBank genome assembly.